CACAAGGUCUAUACGGCGCAUGGGGUGUAGACCCUACUGAUACCAAGAUUUCCAAGGAAGCGCUGUUAUGUCAUCAGUAAUCGCCGGGCAAAACAGACCAAACUUCCCGGUUGACCAUGAAGCCUCUUGCCAGAUAAAAUGUGCUACCUAGAUUCCUGUCCUUCCUUCUCGUGCCUUGAAGAUCACUUUCAGUAACUAAGCCACUUAAGAGUGGAGUUCUCUGUCUAGUGAUCCAGUCUUGUUUACAUUUAGAUUUCACAAUGCCUGCUGACACCAUGGCACCCAAAGACAUUAUGACAAACUCACAUGCCAAGUCCAUCUUAAAUACUAUGAACUCUCUGCGCAAGAGCCAGACAUUAUGCGAUGUGACACUCCGUGUAAACAUGAAGGAUUUUCCUGCUCAUCGUAUAGUACUAGCUGCCUGCAGUGAUUAUUUUUGUGCAAUGUUUACCAGUGAGAACGGAAAUAUGGACAUACGGAAACGGAAUGCACACGGAUUAUCAGAGAAAGGCAAGCCAUAUGUGGAUAUCCAGGGACUCACGUCAUCUACCAUGGAGAUCCUGCUCGACUUUGUAUACACAGAGACUGUUCAUGUUACCGUAGAGAAUGUCCAGGAACUCUUGCCAGCUGCCUGUUUACUUCAGUUGAAAGGUGUCAAGCAGGCAUGCUGCGACUUUCUGGAGUCCCAACUUGAUCCAUCCAACUGUUUAGGGAUUCGUGACUUUGCAGAGACUCACAAUUGCUUGGACCUUAUGCAGGCUGCUGAGGUGUACAGCCAGAAGCACUUCCCAGAGGUGGUACAACAUGAGGAGUUCAUGCUGCUGCAGCAAGAGGAGGUGGAGAAGCUAAUCCGAUGUGAUGAGAUUCAGAUUGACUCUGAAGAGCCUGUGUUUGAGGCGGUUAUAAACUGGGUGAAACAUAACAAACCGCAUCGGGAGAAAUCUCUCCCGCAGCUUCUUCAGUAUGUGCGCAUGCCGCUGCUCACUCCACGCUACAUCACAGAUGUAAUAGACACAGAGUCUCUAAUCCGCUGCAGUUUACAGUGCAGAGACCUAGUGGAUGAGGCUAAAAAAUUUCACUUGCGUCCAGAAUUGCGGAGUCAGAUGCAGGGCCCAAGAACGCGAGUGCGCCUGGGAGCUAAUGAGGUGCUACUUGUCAUUGGUGGAUUUGGUAGCCAGCAGUCUCCAAUAGAUGUAGUGGAGAAAUAUGACCCCAAAACUCAAGAGUGGAGCUUCCUUCCGAGUAUUACUCGCAAGCGCCGCUAUGUAGCCACAGUAUCACUCGGAGACCGUGUCUAUGUAAUUGGAGGAUAUGAUGGGCGCUCCCGACUCAGCUCAGUGGAGUGCUUGGAUUACACCUCAGAAGAGGAUGGUGUGUGGUACUCUGUGGCUCCCAUGAAUGUAAGGCGAGGCCUUGCUGGAGCCACUACAUUAGGAGAUAUGAUAUAUGUCUCAGGUGGAUUUGAUGGAAGUCGGCGGCACACAAGUAUGGAACGCUAUGACCCUAACAUUGAUCAGUGGAGCAUGUUAGGUGAUAUGCAGACAGCACGUGAAGGAGCAGGACUUGUUGUGGCCAAUGGAGUUAUUUAUUGUCUGGGUGGUUACGAUGGUUUAAACAUUCUGAGUUCUGUUGAAAGAUAUGAUCCUCAUACUGGGCAUUGGAGCCACGUGACACCCAUGGCCACUAAACGUUCAGGUGCUGGAGUGGCACUCCUUAAUGAUCACAUAUAUGUGGUAGGAGGUUUUGAUGGCACUGCUCAUCUGUCAUCUGUAGAAGCCUACAAUAUUCGUACAGACUCUUGGACAACAAUGACCAGCAUGACUUCACCACGCUGCUAUGUUGGAGCCACAGUUUUACGUGGUAGACUCUAUGCCAUAGCUGGGUAUGAUGGUAAUUCACUAUUGAACAGUGUUGAAUGCUAUGAUCCUCUUAUUGACAGUUGGGAUGUAGUUACUUCCAUGGCAACACAGCGCUGCGAUGCUGGAGUCUGUGUCCUUCGGGAAAAGUGAAAGCAAAGACUGUUAUACUGGAACUGAAUUGUCCUGCUGGUCUGUAGUUGGAAAAAUGUGAAUAUUGACCUUCAGUUAAAUAUAAAACAUGCCUGCCAACCACUGGAGCUUAUUGAAGCUGGCAAAGGUCCUGCUAAACUGUGAAACAAAAGGUGCCUCAUCAUUGUGCCACAGACAGCCGUUCGGUUGUAAAACUUUUGAUAUCAAACUACAUUUCAUUAACAGAAAGAACAACCAUUUUUACUGCAAAACGUUCCGUGGAUGGUGCAUUGCAAGAGACAAGUGUGGUUGUGUUGAAUUUCACAACUCCCCCUGGUGCCAGUCGACACAUACAUGCACGAAUAUGCACUUAAAUGAAUCAUAUAUUGUAAAUAGAAAAUAAAGACUUGUUUAAGACCGUUUUCAUACCUGAGUAUCUUGAUCAGUAUUUCACCUUAAUAUUAAUAAGUCAAAACCGGAUAUGGGUUCAUAACAUGGAAUGCAUUUAUAACUUUCUCUGUUUUAUGCUUCAUUCUUGGUUUUGGUUUACAAAUACUGACCAUAAUAAGCAAGUGCAAAAGUGGCCUAGAAUUCUGUAAGGUAGGCCUCUUUCACAUCAGCAUCUAUUAUUUCUAUUAUCCUGCUCCGUUAUAGGAGCAGAGCAUCAAAAAAAAUGGAUUUGCACAUAACUGAAGCAAAUGCAGAGAACAGACCCCAUUUACUAUAAUGGGAACCAUUCCAGAGAACACUUUUUAGCACAGAAAAAAACUCCUUCAUGCAGGACUUUUUUCCUCCUCUACUUUUAACAAAUUCUAUGACUGAGGCCCCAAAUGGUGCCUCCAAAGUAGAUGUGAACGUAGCCUUAACUGCGACAUGUUAAUGUAAGUUCCCUUAUUCUUAUUUACAGUAUAGUGAAAUCCACAAACUUUCAGGAAUAUUAUACCUGGUUGUUGGCGAGUAAUGGAACAUUUUGAAGAUUUACAAUUGUUGUCGAAUUUGACCAUAAACGGUUGUCAUUAAACAUCUUACAAAACACCUAAUGUAGUAUUUCUCUACAUUUGGCAUGCUGACAAUGAUGCAUACUUGCACUAUGAUGAGAUAAAAAUUGCCUUUGUUUUCCCCAGUACAACACAUUUUCCUGAUUUUGGUAGGACAGGCUGACAAUCUAAAGUGUAUGGGGAGCUCCUGACUACCCCUCCUCUUCACCCCCCACCCCCAAUCUCCCUGAUGAUGUAGAUGAGAGGAGGAUCGGGCUAAUUAUUAUUUGUUUUUCAAAAGGUUUGAUCUUCUAGCUGACAGCUGUUGAUUAUGUAAUGGGACGGCCACACAGAGUUUUUUGGAUGCGCACUUGAGGCAGAUCUGCCUGCUGGAAGUAUAAUAUCUUUCCUUUUAUAUUUCCAAUUCUUUUCACAUCCACUUGGCUUUGCAGAUCUGCUUCAAAACAUUGUCUAAAAAAGUCUGUGUGGCUGUUCCCUAAGGGUACC
Messenger RNA from Bufo bufo (common toad), 3472 nucleotides. It is a transcript of the gene KLHL12, whose product is annotated as kelch like family member 12. The record is from RefSeq and is a predicted model, not a curated record. The transcript has 14 exons. Gene Ontology annotation, molecular function: protein binding. Lineage: Eukaryota; Metazoa; Chordata; Amphibia; Anura; Bufonidae. The coding region runs from base 261 to 2009 and encodes 582 amino acids.